Messenger RNA from Colias croceus (clouded yellow), 2455 nucleotides. It is a transcript of the gene Sar1, whose product is annotated as GTP-binding protein SAR1b. The transcript is spliced from 5 exons. Gene Ontology annotation, biological process: membrane organization; endoplasmic reticulum to Golgi vesicle-mediated transport; intracellular protein transport. The record is from RefSeq and is a predicted model, not a curated record. The coding region runs from base 172 to 753 and encodes 193 amino acids. Gene Ontology annotation, molecular function: GTP binding; GTPase activity. Lineage: Eukaryota; Metazoa; Arthropoda; Insecta; Lepidoptera; Pieridae. Gene Ontology annotation, cellular component: endoplasmic reticulum exit site; COPII vesicle coat.
CGGAAGUAGUUCACGUCAUUGCCAACAGUAACGUUUGAUUUAUCAUCUCUGUCAUAAAAUUGAUAAAUUCGUCGAUUUUGACGAAAGAACAUAUUGCAAAUAAGCUUGCAAUAAUAGGAUAAUAUAAGUUUAGUAUUAAAUAAAAUAGUUAAUCUUACCUAAAAUUUCAAAAUGUUUAUCUGGGAUUGGUUUACUGGUGUCUUAGGAUUCUUGGGUCUCUACAAGAAAUCUGGCAAACUCUUAUUUUUGGGCUUGGACAAUGCUGGCAAAACCACAUUGUUGCAUAUGUUGAAAGAUGAUAGAUUAGCUCAACAUGUGCCUACACUACAUCCAACCUCAGAAGAGUUGUCAAUAGGCAGUAUGCGUUUCACGACGUUCGACUUGGGCGGGCAUCAGCAGGCUCGGCGCGUGUGGCGGGACUACUUUCCCGCCGUGGACGCUAUUGUGUUCCUCGUUGAUGUCUGCGACCGUCAGCGCUUUAAAGAGUCUAAAAUGGAAUUAGACUCGCUCCUAACUGAUGAAACCCUCAGCAACUGCCCCGUACUCAUCCUCGGAAACAAAAUUGACAAACACGGAGCGGCCAGUGAAGACGAAUUGAGACAAUUCUUCAAUCUAUACCAACAGACUACUGGAAAGGGCAAAGUGUCGCGGUCAGAGCUUGCAGGCAGGCCGCUAGAGCUGUUCAUGUGCUCGGUGCUGAAGCGCCAGGGCUACGGAGAGGGCUUCCGCUGGCUGGCCCAGUACAUUGACUGAAUACACUCCACAUUUAUUCGCUCGCUUUGCCUCUCCGUACCAAGCCUGAACGUUGACAACUGUGGACUGUUGUGUUCAGUUGGAAUGCGAAAUUUAGUUAAAUCUCUUUAACACAAUACAUUUGCAUAAUACCCAUCUUCAAUAUUGAAGUUACCAAACAAUGUUGUGAGUAAAGUUUUUUACUGAUAAAUUGAAUGUCUACAUUAAAUUAUACGAGAUCUUUAAAAUUUUACUGGUGUAUUAUCAAUGAUAUUUCUUAAAUUUAACUAAAUUUCGCGCUCUCUGGUAUUCUUUUAUUUUGUUUAAUUUCCUGAUUUAAGUAACAUAAAUAACAUUUAGCUAAAUUAUAACCGUUUUUAUCUUUAUUUUCUCAUGUAUGAAGCGAGAUGGAACAAUGCUUGCUAUAUUUGUAAAAAUUAAUACUAAAGUGAAACAGUCUACUGUGUAGAUCUCUAUGAGUAUAUGAAAAUGAAAAAUUGUUUAUUGUCAAAAAAAGUGUGAAACAAAAGCUAAAUAGAUAAUGAAGAGCGAGCUAGAGUAGUUUGGAGCGGUAUAGGAUGGUCACCAUGAGAAGCUUUAGGUAUAAUAUUAUUCACAGCUCUGUUGGGUUCUGUAGCUCAAAGCCCGUUUUAAUUAUUCAAUAUUUCAGCUUUACAAAUCUGUUUCAAUUGCUAGCGUUUACUUUCAAUUAACUAUUUCGAUACAAACUACAACAUAUCAGACUCACACAUACUAUAAUUACACUUUCAAAACUCGGUAAUUAAGCACUUCGCUUUUAUAACUAGAUACAUAUUUACUAUACAACUACAGAACCCACAUUUUAUUUACUCGGGCUUAUUCUUAUAUAGCACUUAAUUCGUUUAAAUACAUUUUAAAUAAAUGAAUAGGACUUUUGUUCCUGGGUUACUUCAUUUGGUUUGCAAAACCGCGUAAAUUUAUAAUUUAGGUAAUGGUGCAAUUAUUUGCGUUUGUGUAGUAUUGCGUCGGGUCCAGUCAUACUUCGUGUCUACCCAUUACUGUAAUAUCUAAAAUAUCGUAUUUAUCAUUACUUCUAUUAGAUUUAUAUAACUGAUUGUAUAAUUUUUCACUAUACGAUCUGUGUGACAUUGAAUUCAUUUAUUUCUAUUUUCAGUUUCUCAUUCCAACUAUCGAGUGAUAAUUUUGAAAUUUGAUUAUAUAUUAUAUACCAUAGUUCAUUGUGUUAAGUUCUUUAAACGCGAUGUUUAUUUUUGUAAAUUAUUUCAAUCGACUCAAUAUUUAUAUUCAAUUUUCUUUAUUUUCGUAUUUGUGAAACGGCUGGUCUGUAUGAAAAUUGUCUUGUUUUUUAAACGGUACAAGUUAUAUUAUACAAGCUUGAAGCACAAGUCUUAACUGCAAAGAAGAUUAAUAACAUUAAAUGUUCUUGCAAAAUAUUUCUCAACGUAAUUAGUUAUUGCCAUCACCAGGAUUGCCUAUGGAUGAGUUCAAACCAUUAGUUGUAAGUAGAUAGCAAUGGAUCUGUUACGUAUUCGCAUGAACGAAUGAAAAUGUAUUCCAAUAUAAAAUUAUAAUAAGGCUUUACUAACUACGACGAGCCGUUUCCGACAGCGUGUUGUCAUCAACUGCUGAAUUUCCAGAUUUACUUAGGAUUGUUCUUCGGUAUAUUAUUUUUGCAUUAUAAUAAGUUCAAAAAUGUUUGUAAUAAAAUUUUUAUCAAACAAAA